Hyaena hyaena (striped hyena) is the source of this 2986-nucleotide messenger RNA. It is a transcript of the gene TTC16, whose product is annotated as tetratricopeptide repeat domain 16. The transcript is spliced from 14 exons. NCBI's taxonomy places the organism in Eukaryota, Metazoa, Chordata, Mammalia, Carnivora, Hyaenidae. Gene Ontology annotation, molecular function: protein binding. The record is from RefSeq and is a predicted model, not a curated record. Bases 246 to 2735 code for a protein of 829 amino acids.
UCACAGCGUUCCUGUGGGCUUUGUUAUGGACUUGCGGAGCGGCCGCACGACCUCGGGAUUGGGAGGAGGGAGCCUUGUUCUGGCCCCUGCUGUGGCCCGGCCUGGCUGCGGAAACCUGACAAGUCCUCUCCCUGACGCACCACAGCCUCCCCCGCUGAGAAGUUUGCUAACCUCCUUCCGGCGCUGAACAACCCACGGCUCCCGGAGGCGUGGCCUGAGGGGCGGGGCUUGUGGGCGUCCUGGAGAUGGUGCCUAGCAACGUCAAGGGCAGGCUACGUCGCGGGGGAGGUCCUCCUGGAAGGGAAUUCAUGAACAACUCCAGAGAGGAUGCUCUGGAGCCUGACCCGGCUCCCUCACAGCACAUCCCAAAGCUAUGGGUGAAUCCAGUCCCAGAGGAGACCCUACAGCGCAUCUUUGGGACCAGCCAGGUGUUCCAGAACAUUGAUUAUAUAAAGCCAAAGGUCGUGGGAUUAACGGUGCCCCUCAAAGUCAGGGAGUACUACCAUCAAGGCCAGCAGUGCUUGGAGAAAGAAGACUGGGAGAUGGCCGUGCUGUACUUUUCCCGCGCCGUCCACCUGGACUCCCAGCUGGUAGACUUCUACGCUUUGCGAGCUGAGGCCUACAUCCAGCUUUGUGACUUCUCCUCGGCCGCCCUGAACCUGCGAAGGGCCUACUCCUUCCAGCCGGAGAACACCAAGUACCUGGAGCGGCUUACCUUCGUCCUUUACCUUCAGGGCCAGUGCCUGUUCGAACAGUGUGCCUUCUCGGAAGCCCUGAAAAUCUUCUUGCAAGCCUCUGCACUGCAGCCCGAGAAAGCCAGCUUCCGCUACCGGUGCAUGGCCUGUCUCCUGGCCCUCCAACGGCACCAGGACUGCCUCUCGCUCGUCACCAAGGAGGUGCAGCUUGGCACGACCAAUCCCGAUGUCUACAUCCUCCGGGCCAGGCUCUACAACUUCUUCCAGAAGCCUAGCCUCUGUUUUCGAGACCUGCAUAGUGCCUUGCUGAUGGAUCCCAAGCACCCACAGGCCAAGGUGCUGCUCAGGAUGUUGGUGGACCAAGCUCAGCAGGCUUGCCAGGACGCCAGGACCUUGGCCGUGCAGGGCAAGCUUCGGCACGCUCUGCAGCACAUCAACUGUGCCAUCGAGAACAACCCUCUGGAUCCUGGACUCUUUCUUUUCCGGGGUACCAUGUACCGCCUCCUCCAGGAGUUUGACGCUGCUGUGGAGGACUUCUUGAAGGCGCUGGACAUGAUGAGCGAGUCCCAGGAGGACAUGGUGCAGCAGGCACAGCGACAGCUGCUGCUGGCCUACAACGACUUCGCGGUGCACUGCUACACGCAGGGCGCCUACCAGGAGGGGGUGCUGCUGCUCAACAAGGCCCUCAGGGACGAGCAGCAGGAGAAAGGCCUGUACAUCAACCGUGGAGAUUGUUUCUUUCAGCUGGGCAAUCUGACCUUUGCGGAGGCCGACUACCAGCAGGCGCUGGCACUGAGCCCACAGGACGAGGGUGCCAACAUGCGCAUGGGCCUGCUGCAGGAGAAGAUGGGCUUCUGCGAGCAGAGGAGCAGGCAGUUCCAUAAGGCGGAGAGCCACUUCUCCAUGGCCAUCCAGCACAGCCCCCAGCAGCCCCAGUACUACCUGCACCGUGCCAGGAGCCGCCAGUUCCUGCAGGACAUUAUGGGAGCCCGCCUGGAUGUGGCCACCGUCCUGCUCCUCAACCCCAAACAACCUAAGCUGCUCCCACUGGUGACCAGCCUCUUCCCAGGCAUGUCGGUGGAGGAGGUGCUCAGCAGCCAGGUGGCCCACCUGGCCCGCCUGCAGCUCGAUCGGGUGUUGGAGAGCAGGCUGCAGGCUGGCAUCCCUCAAGGCAUCGUGGGGCAGCUCAGGGAGCGGGAACAAGAGCGCCAGAAGGCACGGGCCCUGCGGCUCUUGUGGAAGCGGGAACGGCCUCUGGCUGAGACCUCUGAAGAGCUCAAGGCCACCCCGCAGACCCUGGAGGAAAAGCCAGAAGGCCCAGAGGAAGAACCUGAGGCCCCCAAGGAGGAGGGAAAACAGGAGGAGAAGCCGAAGCCUGCGCCCAGCCAGGUGACAUCCCUGUCCGACAGCUACUUCAGCCAGACCUCUUCAGGCUCCAUCUUGGGCUUCAGGGUCAUGUCCACCCCAGAGACAGAGACAUCCACUACCUGCCAGGAUUACAAGAGCAGCUCGGCCACUGCUCUGACAUCCUCAGACUCCUCACUGCUGAAGACUCAAUCCUCAGACCUGCUGGACAGCAGGGAAGACCUAAACUUGGGCCACAGCCCCAGAAAAACCAAAGCCACCGAGGACCAGAGCCGCAGGCCCAGCAAGACCGAGGUCGCCCAGGGCCAGAGCUGUAGUUCCAGCCAGACAGAGGCCACCCAAUGCCCAAGACAAAAGCCUAACGAAACCAAGGCCACUAGGGGCCCAAGACAGAGGUUCAGAAAGGCCAAAGGUGCCCAUGGCCAGAGCUGGGGACCCAGUAAGGCUGCCACCCAGGGCCAGUGCUGGGGACUGAUCCGAAGUUCCAGCAAGACCAAGGAUUUCUGUGACCCAAGUUGGAGCCCCAGCAACAUUGAGGCCACUCAGGGCCAACACCAGACGCCCAGCGAGACCAAGACUGCCCAGAGUUGGAGCCAGAGCACAAGCCCAGAUUCCAGCAAGACAGAGGUCACCAGGGGACUGAGCCCAAGUCUCAGAAAACCCCAGACCACCUAGGGCCUGAGCCAGAACCCCAGAAAAAUCAAGCCUGGCCAGGAUCCCAGCCCCAGCCUCCCUCACCUCUUGCUGGGGACGGAAGAGAUUCUAACCGCCCCCCACCCCCACCCCCAACACACGCACACACUCACUGGCGCUCAGCGAAAUAGGCUCCUUCCAGAGCAAUUAGAUACCUCAGCCAACAUUCCUCUGGUCCCAUGGCUAAGUUUAUUGUGUUUGUUCUCUUAUAAAAUUAAAAACUUUAAAAACUA